AUGGCAGCCAACCUCACAGAGGGCAGCUCACCUGCCAACCAGACCAUGCCAAUGCUAGAUGCCUCCCCAGUAGCUUGCACUGAAAUUGCUACCUUCACUGAAGUGCUGGCGGCAGAGGAGUGGGGCUCCUUCUACUCCUCCUUCAAGACGGAACAGCUGAUAACCCUGUGGGUCCUGUUUGUCUUCACCAUUGUGGGAAACUCUGUUGUGCUGUUCUCCACAUGGAGAAGGAAAAGAAAGUCCAGAAUGACCUUCUUUGUGACUCAGUUGGCCAUCACGGACUCCUUCACAGGACUGAUCAACAUCCUGACAGACAUUAUUUGGCGAUUCACUGGAGACUUCAUGGCCCCCGACCUGGUUUGCAGAGUCGUCCGCUAUUUUCAGGUUGUCCUGCUCUAUGCCUCUACCUACGUCCUGGUGUCCCUCAGCAUAGACAGAUACCAUGCCAUCGUUUACCCCAUGAAGUUUCUUCAAGGAGAGAAGCAAGCCAAAGUCCUCAUCGGGAUAGCCUGGAGCCUCGCGUUCCUCUUUUCCGUCCCCACACUCUUCAUAUUCGGAAAAAGGACGCUCGCCAACGGUGAGGUGCAGUGCUGGGCACUGUGGCCAGAUGACUCCUACUGGACUCCGUACAUGACCAUUGUGGCCUUUCUGGUGUACUUCAUCCCACUGACAAUUAUCAGUGUCAUCUAUGGCCUUGUGAUCCGAACUAUUUGGAUUAAAAGCAAAGCCCAAGAGACGGUGAUUUCCAACUGCUUGGAUGGCAAACUAUGCAGCAGCUACAACCGAGGGCUCAUCUCGAGAGCAAAAAUCAAGGCCAUCAAGUAUAGCAUCGUCAUUAUCCUCGCUUUCAUCUGCUGCUGGAGCCCAUAUUUCCUCUUUGACAUGCUGGACAAUUUCAACCUGCUUCCGGACACCAAGGAGCGCUUCUAUGCCUCUGUGAUCAUCCAGAACCUGCCAGCCCUGAACAGCGCCAUCAACCCACUCAUCUACUGCGUCUUCAGCAGCUCCAUCUGCUUCCCCUGCAAGGAGCGGAGAUCACAGGACUCCAGAAUGACAUACCGAGAGAGAAGCGAGAGGCAAGAGAUGCAGAUUCUCUCCAAACCAGAAUUCAUCUAAACCCUGAAGCCGUGAUGCUAGGCUGAGCUCCUUCAGCCCUGCUGGAUCUCCACCACCAGUUAGUGGACAUGCAUGAAGCUUGAGCCACCCUUGCUCCACUCCUGUGUCACCUAGUGGAUGCAUGAAGCACACUUUCCAGUGAGGGCCUGCCAGCGGCGAUGUGCGCACUAGCCAACAUGAACCUAUCACCUCUUCGUGUCAGUGAGAGGAAACCCUCUCUGCCCUCUUUCCCACAGCUCUGCACUGCACCAGCCCUGAUGCUGGGUCCUCGUGAGCUGAUGGCACAGACAGGCAGAAAGAUGUCGAAGGGCUCUUCCUGAGUCAUCUUUUCACAGUUUUGAAAGGAAAUACAGGACUUUACAAAGAUUAGACAGCUCUCUGCCAAUUUUGUGUUGGAAAUUUGGUGGGUAUAGAUGAGAAGUUUGCCCUUGACAUACCAAGAACUUCACUUCCAGAACCUGGUACUGUACACACCCUCCAUGUGAGAUGGCAAAGUGUUGGCGGGAACAAGCUCCCAAGCCUGUUGCAUUGUGGUUUCUGAAGGGGACAGUCCAGGUGCCUGCUGGACAAGGUCACCACGUAGGCACAUUCUCACCUAGCAGGAAGAUCACACCCAACAGUGAUGGGUCCUUGCCGGUGAAGCCCAGAGAGAACUGAGACCUGGAACUCACAACUCUCUAGGACUAAGUGAAGCCUCUUUCCCUUCCUGUACUCAACAUUCAAGCCACUCUGAGCUCCAUUCCACACACCUCAGGGACGUUUCUGUCCAUUUCGCUCCCAGAAUCCUCUUCAGCUGGCAGUUUAGCUCUGUGGCUUUCCCAACAUGAUGUUCUUGCAUGCUCCUUACUGUCUUCAUGCUGUAUGUAGCCUUUGUCUAUCUGGCACCUCUGCGAGGAAUUGCUGGCGGGGUUUAUUUU
Microtus ochrogaster (prairie vole) is the source of this 2033-nucleotide messenger RNA. It is a transcript of the gene Npsr1, whose product is annotated as neuropeptide S receptor 1. The record is from RefSeq and is a predicted model, not a curated record. Gene Ontology annotation, biological process: positive regulation of release of sequestered calcium ion into cytosol; neuropeptide signaling pathway. Lineage: Eukaryota; Metazoa; Chordata; Mammalia; Rodentia; Cricetidae. Gene Ontology annotation, molecular function: vasopressin receptor activity; neuropeptide receptor activity. Gene Ontology annotation, cellular component: plasma membrane; cytoplasm.